Leptidea sinapis is the source of this 2220-nucleotide messenger RNA. RefSeq lists its product as uncharacterized. The transcript has 10 exons. Gene Ontology annotation, molecular function: protein binding; zinc ion binding. The record is from RefSeq and is a predicted model, not a curated record. NCBI's taxonomy places the organism in Eukaryota, Metazoa, Arthropoda, Insecta, Lepidoptera, Pieridae. Gene Ontology annotation, biological process: multicellular organism development; ubiquitin-dependent protein catabolic process. Gene Ontology annotation, cellular component: cytoplasm. Bases 269 to 1381 code for a protein of 370 amino acids.
GCAAUAUCCAUUCGAAUUCCAUUUAAGUUGUGUUUUAACUUCUUGUUGAAUGUAGUAUGUACAUCAAAUUUAAGUGUAUUUAUUCAGUAUUGUUGUAUAGAUGAGAAGAGCGGACGCAGUGGUAAUUUAUUUCAUCUAACGAACUAACCGAAAGUUUGUCAUCAAAGUUAUUAGGUACCUAUAUUGACAAGUGGAGUAAAAGCCAGAGAAAACAGACAUUUAAACGCACUUGGACCUGGAAUUUCAGGAGAUAACUUACGACAAAAAGAUGGGUGCCGAAAAUUCAAAACCACAAUCGUCGGCGUAUCUCGAGAGCGAAAUUGUCAACGAGUUGAAAUUAGAAAUAAAGUCGCAAAGGAUUAUGUUUGAAAAAAAAUGCGAAGAACUUUUGGAACAAAAAAGGAAAGAUGAAAAAACUACAUCUACGCUCAGUUCUGAUCAAAAUGCGAUGUCUAGCGUACAUCAGCAGAGUUCCCAGAAUGUGCAAGCGGCUCAUAUGCCUCCUGUGUACCACGGCCAAUAUCCAUCAGUGUUGCAUCAACAAAACACUCAAUUCCAACCACCACUAGUUAACACGAGGCCGUUGUAUACCCCGGACAAUACAACUGCUCAUUGGAUGUCGCAACCAACAGCGCCACCUAUGGUAUUGGAAGGAAACAGUUUACCAGAAACUAGAAAACCAUACGGUUCUGACGUUAGUAAACGUGAUGUACAAAUAAAUGGAAAGAAUUGUUACAAUAAAAAUAAUAGAACAGCAAGGGCUUUUUCAAAGGACAGAAACAAAGGAGAAUUGGGCUUACAUAGAUGUCCUAACCAGGAAGAGGGCUGCAAAUUAAGAUUUCACGAUAAAAAUGAAGGUUACAACAACCAUUUAAAGGAGUGUUGCUUUAGAGAACAAUGUUGUCCAUCUCUAGCUGUUGGUGGUAGUUGUAUUUGGAAAGGAAAUGUUAAUUCUAUGGUUAAGCAUUUCGACCUCGUCCACCCAGAAUAUCGGAAGACUGGAGUUAACAGAGAGGAGACCUUACACGUUGGAGUAAAUUGUAUGAUUAUGUCCCUAGUUGUGGUCGGACCUUUUAAGUUUCUUUUAAAUAUUAAGAUUGACAUUCCAAAAAAUAAAAUUGAUAUUGUACCUCAGAUGAUUGGUACAGAAGUAAGCGCUUCUAAAUGGACUUACGAAGUAGAUAUUUAUAAUAAAGAGGAACCUAACAGAAGAUAUAACUUCAAAGGUGUUUGCCCAUCUGACAAAGAAUCUUUUUCCAAGUUGUGUGUUGAAAACAAAACUGUUUCAAUAUGUUUAGAUUACGCGAAAACAUUUACAACGAAUGAUAUUUUGAAUUACAGAGUUUCAUUAUAUCGCGCCUUCGUUAAUGUUAAGACAUAACGUCUUAUAACGAAGACAUUGAAAGUUCUUAAAUAUCCAAUUAUUUUCUUCUUUGCUUCUUAUAAGCCUUGCAGUUAGGUAUAGCUCCUACUAUUAAUAAAAUAUGAUCUGAUAAUCACUUCCAUUAUAAUUUUUAAUUGGAAUAUUAUUUUCAUGCAAAGCCAAAUCCGAAAAGACGGCUACUUAUAACUUCGUUGUACUGAUCGGAAUAUACCUAUUUACAGGUAAAUAUAUGUUUUACUAUGAAAUAGUAAAACGCUAGUUAAGUGACAUAGACAAUAGUAGUAAUGUAUUGUACUACCUCAAAUUACCUAAACUCAAAACUUUCUUGUGGAUUUUUAUUUUUCAUUAUUUUUUAUAUGUUCCUUUCUCAUGUUUAAAUAUUAUUUUUCUAUUUUAAAAUAUUUAUAGUUAAGUGCUAAAAUGGUUAUUUUCUUCACAAACUAGAAUUUUAAAUAGUUAAGUUUAACUUAUCUUGUUCAAUAAAAAUCAUAUUUAUGUUGUUAAGAUUUAAUAAUAUUAUUAAUCGAAGCUUAUUGUAGCUAAACAUUCGACAUCCAUCCGGGCACAGAAUCUAACGCAUUCAAUAAUUGUUAAUUUAUAUCAAUCACACAUUAUCUUCAAUAAUGGCGUUACAUUAACCCUAAAUGUAAAAAAGGGCUUUUGAGGGCCCAAAAUAUUUUAGUUUGGCAAGGUCAAUCUGAGAAAUGAUUAAUUUUAUUAAAAAUAAAUAUUCGUUUUUCCUAAUUAUUUACGAUUUUAAAUGUCUAAUACUUUAAUUAUAUUUUUUAGUAUUUACUUAAUUAAAUUACAAUGAACAAUAAAGAUUUUGCCUAAUA